This is a messenger RNA of Sitodiplosis mosellana (orange wheat blossom midge), 3174 nucleotides long. RefSeq names its product leucine-zipper-like transcriptional regulator 1 homolog (gene Lztr1). The record is from RefSeq and is a predicted model, not a curated record. Gene Ontology annotation, molecular function: protein binding. Gene Ontology annotation, cellular component: Golgi apparatus. The transcript is spliced from 12 exons. Lineage: Eukaryota; Metazoa; Arthropoda; Insecta; Diptera; Cecidomyiidae. The coding region runs from base 304 to 2616 and encodes 770 amino acids.
UUUGUUCAUCUCAACUGUCAGAUGCUGCUUUGGGAGUAAACAAUAGCAAUAUAAUCAAAACACUUGUCUCUCGCACUGAGUACGCACAAUCGGAAUUUUUUCAUCUCCAAAAUUCCGAUGCAUAGCUGCGAAGUGUUUUCUGUGCAACGAUAAAACAAUUACUAAUUUUACAUUUGUUCCAUCUUAAAAGUUUCAAACAUUUUAUUAAACAUAUAAUAGAGCCAUCAAACUUAGUUAUAAAAUAAGAAAAAAAAUCUUUAUAAAAGUGGUUUAAGUGUGUGAACAACACAAAAAUCAAUUUUCAUGAGUUCGAAUUCAGGCAGUGUGUCUAAAAAGAAAAUGUCGAUACCAACAAAGCACCAGAAAGUUGUUCUACCGUCAACUUGUACGGGUGAAAAUUUGCUGGUCUUAGAUUUUUCACCGUUUGAGACCAUUUUACAAUGGAAGAGAAUGCUUGAGUGUGACAUCUUUGUCGGAGCAAGACGAAGCAAACAUACAACUGUUGCAUACAAGGAUGCAAUUUACGUGUUUGGCGGUGACAAUGGCAAAAGCAUGUUGAACGAUUUAAUUCGAUUCGAUGUGAAAGACAAAUCAUGGGGCCGCGCCUUUGCAACAGGACUGCCACCAGCACCACGAUAUCAUCAUUCAGCUGUUGUGCACGGCAGCUCAAUGUUCAUCUUUGGAGGUUACACAGGCGACAUUCAUUCAAAUUCAAACCUUACGAAUAAGAACGAUUUGUUUGAGUACAAAUUCCAAUCGGCACAUUGGUCCGAAUGGAAGUUCACGGGCAGAACACCUGUGCCACGCAGUGCACACGGUGCAGCGGUAUAUGACAACAAACUGUGGAUUUAUGCAGGUUACGAUGGAAAUGCUCGUUUGAAUGACAUGUGGACCAUCUCAUUAAUAAAGGGUGACGUGCAUCAAUGGGAAGAAAUUGAGCAGAAAGGUCAACGUCCGCCAACUUGUUGUAAUUUCCCGGUUGCUGUAGCCCGUGACUGUAUGUAUGUGUUUUCGGGUCAAAGUGGUCUUCAGAUUACAAAUGCAUUAUUCGAGUUUAACUUCAAGACAAAAACUUGGCGUCGUAUCACAAACGACCACAUUUUGCGCAGUGCACCACCGCCACCAUCUCGGCGGUACGGACACACUAUGGUCCAUCAUGACCGAUUUCUGUACGUGUUCGGUGGUUCCGCUGAUAAUACACUGCCAAGUGAUUUGCAUUCCUAUGACUUGGAUGCUCAAAUCUGGUCGGUUAUCAAACCCGAAGAAGGUUCGGAUAUCCCACCGGGACGUGUAUUCCAUUCGGUGUCGGUGAUAGGCUCGGCAAUGUACAUUUUUGGUGGAACAAUCGAUAACAAUGUUAGAAGCAGUGACAUGUAUCGAUUCCAGUUCCCCACUUAUCCGAGAUGUACGCUGCAUGAUGACUUUGGUAAAUUAUUUGCCGAGCGUUUAUUCUGCGACGUACAAUUCAUUGUUGGAAUGGAAGAAGUGAAAAUCCCAGCUCACAUGGCCAUCGUUGCAGCUCGUUCAGCUGUGUUGAAGGAGAAAAUUUUAGUCGCUCGUGCUAAGCUUUUUAGCACAACUGAUGUUCCAUUUUCUGAUCGGCCAAUACUCGAAGUGAAAAUACCCGAUGCACUGCCAGAUGCGUUUGAAAAAGUGCUACAUUACAUUUAUACCGAUCGCAUCGACUUUUCGGAUCGAACAGAUAACAAAGAAAUCGUGCGUCUUAUGAUGGACAUCUUCCAAUUGGCAGUUCUGUAUUUGAUAACACGUCUAGAGAACGUGUCUAUUCACUAUCUGGAACUGAGAAUCUCAAAGAACAAUGUUCUUGAUGCGUUAUACUAUGCCGAUAAAAUGAAUUUGAAUUUGAUCAAAGAUCUUUGCAUGAGUUUCAUCGUGAAAGAGGACAAUUUCAAUGACAUUGUGAUGACCAAUGAUUUUGACAAUCUGGCCAAGCCACUGAUGGUGGAAGUAGUACGUAAAAAAGUUUAUCCGGGUCGUAUGAAUGACAUUCGAAUCAGCCAACUAAUGGGAACGACGUUGGAAAAUGACAUGGCCACCUUUUUAAAAAGUAGCGGCAGAGAAUUUUGUGACAUCAACUUGAUAUUGGACGACCGUGUUAUUCCGGCACACAAAUCGAUUUUGGCGGGUCGAUGUUCAUAUUUUCAGGCUAUGUUUAGGUCAUUUAUGCCAGCGGACAACACAGUAAAUAUACAAAUUGGAGACAUUUCACCGUCACAAGAAGCAUUCAACUCCCUACUUCGGUAUAUUUACUACGGAGACAUUCGAAUGCCACCAGAGGACUCGCUGUAUUUAUUUCAGGCGUCUUGCUUCUAUGGAUUAACCAACAAUCGAUUGCAAGCCUACUGCAAACAUAAUUUAGAGCACAAUAUUCAUGUUCAAAAUGUGCUACAAAUUUUGGAAGCAUCCGACAAAAUGAAUGUGCCAGACAUUAAGAAGUUUGCCUUAAGUAUGAUUGUGCGCGAUUUCGCGCAAGUGGCACGACUACCAAAGAUGAGAAACUUAAACAGACAGUUGCUAAUUGAAAUAAUUGAAGCGAUGGGUGAUGUUGUGGCUGAACUAAAUCCGAGCAAUGAUUUGACAUCGUCCGAUAUUUGAAAUUUACUGUUUAGCAAGUAUGCGGUGAACAUACUUUAUGAAUGGCUUUCAAAGAGGCGAAACGAUGACGAAGACAGCGAAUAAUACAAACGAAUUAAGACCAUCAUUUCAAUAGGUCCAUUGAUGUUUAAUUGUGAUUGUAACAGACAUUGUUUAACAUUUCAUCACACAAACGACAUUUGCAUUUUAUUGCUUUAUUAAGAUAUAUCUAUAUUUUAAACACUUUUAUAAUUGUUAUAUGAAUUUAAUCACUUUAUUUUCUUAAUGUUAGAAACAAAUAGUUGUAUUUACUGUUGAAGUAAUAGAUGUAUUAAAAGUAAUGUGCCAUGAGCUCAUGAGAAAGAAAAAAACGAAAUUUCGCUUUAAAUUGGACGUUGAAGUUAAAUUGUCUAAUGCCAAGGCCUAUAUGUGGGUUAGGCUACAGAAAGGCUAUGUUGGAAAUUAUGAACAAAUUAUUCGGAGCCAUGUUCAAAAGAUUGAAUUCUUUUCUAUGUUGAAAUAAUUGAAAAACAAUUUUGUUUCAGAUAAUAAAAACUAGUAUGGUGAUUUAUUCAAAAA